GUACGCUGCGAUCGCCAACCCUGCCAUGAGAGAGCCAGCGCCCUUUGUCGGUCGCGCGGCAUUCUCGUUCCCAGCGGGUGUUGAUUGGGAUGAAUCUGUCGGUGUUGAUGUUGGUGUGGCGCUGGACCCACUCGGCCCUGCGCCUGUGGUUGCACUCAUUUUCUCCAUACCUGCGGUAACGAUGACCUGGUAUGUGCUGAAUAUGUCCUGAAAUGUUGAGAGUGUGGUGCUCGUCCGUCCAAUCUCCGAGUCUGAACCAGAUUCCGUGCACCAUGCAGGCCGUGUGCGCGAGGAGACUGGGCGGAUGGUGAAUGUUGCUGUCAGGGUUUCUACGCCGCCCGAUUGACUCCCUCUUGGUGGGUAUGUGUGCGUUCUUGUGUAGUAGUCAUAAGACGUUCCGUUCCUUGUUCUCGGUUGCCCGCACUGUAUUAUAGACCCGUAAUUUGCGCCGUACGAUAUCAUGCAGGCAGCAUCGACCUGGUCGCUUGCCGUCUUCGUGCAGGCGUAUUUCAAUACAUUGGCAUCUCCAGUGGCGUCGCCCCUGCCCCCGAAGUUCCUCUCCGCGCUGACCUCAUAAUAGUCAGGGGCGACGGUGAUUGUUUGUGCAGUGGACAUGAGGCCAAGGGCUACCUGAUCCGUACCGUUGUCGGGGGUUAUGGCCAUCGUGGUGUGGCCAUUCUUAACGUCGACGAUUGAUGCUAGCCAGCCUAUCUUGUCGGUCCCGUACCCCCACCCAAUCAUCCACACGGAGGUUGUAACCUGCGCAGAAGCACUGGCGGCAAGAGCAAGAAUGGUGAGUUUGGUGGUCAAAUACAUUGUGUAUACGAACGUCAUAGCAAUUCAGCCUGGGCCUAGCAAGGAAUUCCAUCGUACUUUGCCCAACAAAGCAUUUGCCAAGGUUUCCAAGCCGCUUCCAGUGCCGUUGUGGGGGCCGAAAUCGACUGCGCCUUGCCACGUGAACAUACUUCGCGGGGCGACUGCCAUUCACCCCACAAGUCUAGGAACGCGGCAUGUCGAUCUGGAAAAUCUGGGGGCUUGUGGUGUGGCUAUGUGCCCAUCACAAGUUUUUUUCUCCUGGCUAGCAUGUUGA
Molecule: messenger RNA, 1090 nt
Organism: Periconia digitata
Lineage: Eukaryota; Fungi; Ascomycota; Dothideomycetes; Pleosporales; Periconiaceae
Source: the annotation of a GenBank genome assembly